AUGUCUACAAAAUGUAAUGCCAUUCUUAGUCCUUUGCUUGCUUUUGGGGCAAGGCCUUUUAAAGGCCUUGAUAUUGCCAUUUUUUCCCAGCCCAUUGUCCUUGGAUGGCCUUUAUCUGCUGGAGUACGGACUUUGGCAACAGAAAAGACUCUGCCUUUCAACAAGCCAUGCAAGUUGUUCAGGCUAGAGGAAGGUCCCCCAGAGGAAGGGACUCUCACCCAUGAUGAUGCCUUGAGUCUCUACAAGUCCAUGAACUACAUCCGACGCAUCGAGACGGCUUCGGGGAAUCUAUACAAAGAGAAGGUGAUCCGUGGGUUCUGCCACCUGUACUCUGGGCAGGAGGCAGUGGCAGUGGGAAUGCGGGCAGCCCUUCGGCCCCAAGAUACCGUGAUCACUGCGUACCGCGACCACGGAUGGGUUUACAUGAUGGGGGUUUCACCGCUAGGGAUCUUGGCCGAGCUAACAGGAAGGCAGAGUGGCUGUGCCCGAGGCAAAGGUGGUUCCAUGCACAUGUAUACCCACAACUUCUUUGGCGGCAAUGGUAUCGUUGGAGCCCAGGCUCCUUUGGGUGCAGGGGUAGCAUUUGCCCACAAGUACAAGGGAAAUGGUGGGGUGUCCUUGACUUUGUAUGGAGAUGGGGCAGCAAAUCAGGGACAGCUGUUUGAAGCAAUGAACAUAGCAAAGCUGUGGGAUCUGCCUUGCAUCUUCAUCUGCGAGAACAACGGCUACGGGAUGGGGACCAGUGCCGAGAGAGCUUCUGCCAACACUGCCUACUACACCAGGGGGGACUAUGUCCCUGGCAUCUGGACUGUCACUGACUAUAAUCUGGCUGGACAGGUGGAUGGGAUGGAUGUAGUGGCAGUGAGAGAAGCAACAGCAUGGGCAUUGGAGUACUGCCGGUCAGGGAAAGGCCCUCUCGUGAUGGAAGCUGCCACGUAUCGUUAUUCCGGCCACAGCAUGUCCGACCCGGGGACCUCCUACCGAACGAGGGAGGAGAUCCAGGAAGUGCGCCAAACACGAGAUCCCAUCACGUCUUUCAAGGAGCGGAUUCUCAGCCAUGAGCUUGUGGAGCUGGAUGAACUUAAGGCAAUAGAGCAAGAGGUGCGAAAGGUAGUGGAUGAGGCAGUGAAGCAGGCGAAAGGGGACAAGGAGAUCUCUCUCGAGGAACUGUAUGCAGAUGUGUACUCCCAUCCAGUGGAGCAAGAAAUCCGGGGCACGACUGCGUUUCGCCGCCAUCGGCACAGCCGCAUUGGACCUGCCGUCAACCAGUGAAGUCUCCUCUCGCUACUCGGGUUCGUGCGUGGACGGUACCGACGUGCAAUAUCAUGAAGUGCAACUGGACUUUCUUCAAAGGAAUCUUGAAGCAUAGAAGUGACCUGCUUCCAGGCAAAGAAAGUGCAGAAAGAUCCUUUAGUCAUUUGCUGGAUUUGAACAUGUCUCCCCUCCUAUUUAUAUUGGCAAUGCUUUACUUGCCAGGUCUGCCCAGUGACUUAUGUCAUAGUGAGAAGAAAGGUGUAUGUAGGUUUUGCUACCUUGGUUAUAAUUCAUUUUUGUGAUAUCUCUGUUCCAAC
This is a messenger RNA of Darwinula stevensoni, 1571 nucleotides long. NCBI's taxonomy places the organism in Eukaryota, Metazoa, Arthropoda, Ostracoda, Podocopida, Darwinulidae. The record is from the annotation of a GenBank genome assembly.